This is a messenger RNA of Sorex araneus (European shrew), 5114 nucleotides long. It is a transcript of the gene CC2D2B, whose product is annotated as coiled-coil and C2 domain containing 2B. Gene Ontology annotation, biological process: non-motile cilium assembly; protein localization to ciliary transition zone. Lineage: Eukaryota; Metazoa; Chordata; Mammalia; Eulipotyphla; Soricidae. Gene Ontology annotation, cellular component: ciliary transition zone. The record is from RefSeq and is a predicted model, not a curated record.
CCGGGAAUUGAGCCCAAGUUGGCCGUGUGCAAGGCAAACACCCUACCCGCUGUGUUAUCACUCCAGCCCCUGUGGAACAAUUUUCUAAUGCAGAUAAUUGAAUUGCUUUAAGAAGAUGUUGAAAUUGAAGACAGAUAACAUUGCAGUAGGAGAAAAUGUAAACAGGCACCUCCAAAAAGAUUUAAGUGCAAGAGAAAGCAUAAAAGAAACACUAAGAAGCAAAGUAAGGGAAAAGCUGAAAAAUGCUAAGAGUAAUCUCGGUGAAAAGUCUUCAACUGAACUGCCUACUGAUAAGAAAAAAUAUCAGUGGCCUAAGACUGAAGUCUCACAGGACGCAGGCCUUUCCUUUUUCAUUCUGACUGGUGAAGAAGGCUCAGCUUUGGACCAGUCUUCAGAACAGGUUGGAUCAAUAAGUAAGAGUUACUUCAAACAUUAUUUACUUAGUAAAAAUUUACAAAACUUUUGUCAGGUCCGAGAUGAAAAUCUUAUGGAAGAAGUCAAUUUUCCAGAGUUAUGUGAGGUAAAAGCUGCUGAAUAUAAACACAUAACAAAGCAAGAGGCAGUUAUUUUUGAGCCAAGUAGUUCUCCAGUGGUUAGUCAGCUUAAACUGCCAAAAAAUAUGGCACCCCGUAUUUUAGAAGAUGAAGGAUUCUAUAUUCGGAGGAAGCCAAAAGUACAUAAGAAGACAAGCAACAAAAUGGAAAAUCGCCUGCUUCAGUCACAAGAGGGAAAGUAUUGGUUUGAAGAAAGUGGAGAAAUAAUGUCACUGCCUUCACCUAUUAGGCAGUCAUGGAAAUUCAAACUAAACAAAAACAAGGACAAGGAAUCUUUAAAUCCAGCCCUAAAAACCAAAUAUAGAAAGGCAGUGAAGUCAGAUCUAGAAAGCUCUGUUAGGAACAAAAUGGAAGGUCAAAGGGAAAGGUACCAAUUAAAUCUCAACAUUGUGGGUUUGCAAUUCAGUCAUCAUUCUCUCUUCAAUCAAGAACAAGUAUUAUGUGCUAGACUGCUUCAACUUUAUGAAUGUUUUCAGGACAGGCAAAAACAGAAUUUACCUCAGCUGCUUUAUGAGAAGCUUAAAGCACUGGAGGAUACUACAAAAUUAGCAAAUGCAAAUUUGGAAAUAAAUCAUCUGAAAUUAUUACAAGAUUACAAUUGGCAGAUAAGUAACACAAAGCAGCUCUAUGACUUAGAAAAGGAAAAGGAUCUCUCCUUAUUACAUAAUAUAUUACGGACUUGGAAACAAAUAAAAUCCCUUAGACAACAACAAGGGUUUACAAGUACCCCAGUAAAGGUACAGUUCCAGAGGAUGGAAAUGAAUACAUAUGAUGAACAAAAACAAGGAGAAAUGUCACAGAUGUCUAAGAAUGAAAACAAAACUGAAAAAAAAACACUUACAAAUAUCAAAAACCAGGAGAACCCCUCAUCUGUAACUUCAGACCUUGAAGAAACAAAUGUUGAAAGAAUAAAAUCAAUGACCUUGAUUCCACAACUUUCUUUUACUGCUGAGUUAACAAACUUAUCCAAGUGUUCAAUGUAUGAACAAAAGAGAAGAGCCAGUAUUCAGAAGCUUAAAUAUUUUAUUAAAAUACUAUAUAAUGAUAAGCAAGUUUCUUGUACUUCAGUAUCGCCCCUACAGUUUGAUUUUAAAGUCAUGUUUCAGCAAAUUUUCAAUAUUCAGUUACUAUAUUGGCCUGAAACAAUUUGCUUGGAGGUUUAUGAAGUAAGCAAAAGGAAAAGCUUAUUGGCAAAACUAUAUAUACCCUUACCUAGCAGCACAGAGCUUAAAAGCAAAACUAUUUUGGAACAUAUUGAGUUUAGUUCUGAUAAACUGGUCACACCUGCAUAUGGAGGAGUAGGAAGCAAUGUGCCCUUUAUUAUUGAGGGAAAUAAAAUGGAAGAACUUUGUCUUUUAACAUCGGGAAAACUAAGCUAUUCUCUUUCAUGGAACUUAGAUGAAAAUGGAAUCCCACUGACACCUGUAUCACAGUCAUUGAGAUCUGCAUACUGCAGUGUCUUGAAGAAUGUAGAUGCCAGAGGUGUUCCUGGAAUUCCAUGGCUCAUCAAUACACAGAAACUUUUUGAAUGGGCAAAUGAAGUCAGAAUUGACCCCAAUAAUCCAGAAUAUUCGGAUCUAAUGGAAAUUAUUUUGUACAUGAAACAUAAGGGGCAGGAUACUCCAAAGUAUUUUCGGCUUGAACAGUUGCAAGAUGAAUUUGACUUUGUUUCUGGAGAGCAAAUGAAAAAAAGUAAACGUUUCCAGUUAUUGCAACUUAGAAGUUCUGGUCAGUUAGACAUUUUUCUUCAACAGAUUCCCCUCUAUGAUAGCGAGAUUCCAGAUUUAGUUUUCCAGGAAUGUGAGAGUUGGACAGAGAAGGAAAUAUCCAUCUCAGAUGUAAAUAUUAUUACCGCACAAAGAAUUGAUUCUGCCAAUUUUCUAAAAGAGAUGAGAAGGUUGGUAAUGAAGAAAAUAAUCAAAGUUAAGAAAUUUAAGUUAUCAGAUAUUGUGACUGAUUAUGAAGAAAUUAUAUCUGCAAGCCAGUUGACACAUGCUGUUUAUAAGCUUGUUGAACAAAGAAGAAAGUUAAAGCCUCAAAGAAAGGAAAGGAAGAAAGUGGGAGCGCAGGCUCUCUGUGAUGGAGAUGUUAAGAUUCUUGUCAGAAUACUGAGGGCUUAUAAUAUUCCUGCCAGGAAAGUAACCAUAAAUAGAGCCUUGGAUAUGCCCACUUACUCUGGAUCACCCAUGCCUUGCCUCAGACAUAAACAAGCAAUCAAGUCAGUAGCCUCAGAUGACAACUUGAAUGAUGACACCGUACGUCCUUUUGUAGAAGUUUCCUUUCAACACACUGUAUAUGAAACCAGUAUUGCAAGUGGAUCUUAUCCAUGCUGGAAUGAAGAAAUUAAAGCAAAUUUUAUUUCACCGGGACAUAAUUAUAGUUUCUCAAGCCUAUCUAAAAUAAAAGAUAAUAUAUAUAUCAACAUUUUUGAUGAGAUGAUUAUUGAAAAGCAUGAGGAUCGCUGUCUCAAGAGCUGCAAUCGUCACUCAUAUGUAAGAAAGAAUUGGCUCGGAUCUAUUGUCUUCCCUUUCUCCGCUCUUCUGCAACAAUCUGAGAUUAAUGGAACAUUUAAAGUAAAUAUCCCUCCAGUUUUAUUUGGGUACGCUUGGAGUAAGACUUCUGUGUCUCCUAAAGAUUUUAAUGGGCAGAAUUUAAAAGAAUCUACAUUUUUAAAUAUUUUUGCUACUAUUGAACCUCAAAUAUCCUAUGUCACUUGUAAUCCAGAACUAGACAAGUUUUCAGAUCAAAUAGAUGUUUUGCAGAGAGCAUGGACCUUUAAAAAAAGCUGCAAAGCACUAUUUCCUAACCGAAGAAUCAUAACUACUGUUUUUAAUGAGGAAGGGAUACAGAUAUUAGUAACAAGAUAUAUCAAGGCAUUAAAUCCACCUCAGCAAUUUCUGGAUAUAUUUCUUCGUGAUUCUAAUUCACCAUUUGACCCCCUUGCUCGAUUUGUAUCUUUGAUUCCUCUCACACCUGACACACUGGAUGAAAAUAAUGGUUUUGAUAUAUGGCUGACAUCUGAGCGCUGCAUCAGUUUGACUAUUGGAAAUAAGGAAGAACAUGCCAUACUUCUCUGUAAUUUUUUUCUGUAUUUUGGGAAAAAAGCUUUGGUUCUUCUGGGAACUUCAGUAUUGGAAGGACAUGUAGCAUAUGUAUUAACUCAAGAAACAGAUGAAUUCUUGCUUUGGAAUCCUUUAACUGGGCAAUGCCAUAAGCAGUGUGACCCAUUUUGCCCUUUACAACGUGUAGACUGUUUGUUUGAUGAUGGGAAUGUCUGGUUUAAUGUCCAACAGAAUAACACACCAAUGGCUGUACAUUUUGACUAUUCAAAGGAAAGAUUCUGGAAACAAUUGUUCCCAAAAAAUAUUCAAGGAAUAAAAGCCCAAAGUAUACAGCCUGAAGAAAUCGUUUAUUUUGAUACUGAUGAAAGUAUGGUGGAAGAUCUAAAGAACAGAAUUGAAAGGACCCUAAAGUGUAAAAUGAUGGAAUGGCGAUCUAAACAGCCAACACGUUGGAAUAGACAGUGCACUUUUGUUUUGCGACAAAUCCUUCCUAAACUAGAACAUGUCACCGGAAGUUUGGCUUCAUCUCAAGAAGAAAGUGAAUUGGAAAAGCUUCUAUCAUUUUAUUGGGUUUCAGGAUUUCCUAUCCAGAUGCCAUACACUGAUAUCCAGUCAGUUGUUGAUGCUGUGUAUCAAACAGGAAUUCACUCUUCUGAAUUUCCCCAGGUGGAAUUUGCUCUUGCAGUGUAUAUUCACCCAUACCCAAGCAACAUAUUAUCUGUGUGGGCCUAUUUGGCUUCCUUAAUUCGCUAUCAGUAAAAAGAAGAUGGAAAAAAGAGAAGAAACAACCAGAAUCUGUCUGGUAAUUUGAUAUUUUGCUAAUACUCCUCAAGUCCAGUCAAGUAUGAGCCUAACUUUUAGUUCACCUUUUGAGUUAUGCACCUUGGAGCCUCACUUUCUGAGCCUUAGUCUGAGUCUUUAAAGACGAACCUUUACUCUUCAAGUUUGGCAGUAGGUUUUUAUUUUGGCAAAGAAGUAACCCCAGCCUAUCCUGCUCGAGCCAGUGUUAUUUAGAGAGUGGGCUUUAUACCACCGCCAACAAAAUCACCUCAAGUCUUGUUGAAAACAGAGAUUUCCAAUACCUACAACACCUCUGGGAAUGGAGCACCAGAACCUACAUUAUUUUAAACAAACCCCAGGUAACUCUGGUGACCAGCUAUGAGAGAGAACUCUGCAUUACAGAAUGUUGUUCUUACAUAUGUAAUUACAUAAAAUAAGGUUGUAUAUUUGAUGCUGGUUCUUUUUCAAUUGCAGAUAGAAGCUGCUCAAAUAGAAAUCUAAUGUCAUUGCCUCUUAUAAGAAAAUAAAUUGUUCAGUGACUAAAAAUAAAAAAAUCUUUCAUUGGGGUUGACGGCUGUGAUCCACUUUUUGAGACUUCUCAGCAGUUUUUACUUGACAUGCUACUGACCUAAGUUCAAGUAUUUGGAAGGGACUCCCAAAAUUCUAAUAUGCUCCCCUGAUUUUGUAAGAAAGGGAUUAAAGGGGUUUGCCAAAUCUC